UUUCCAUACACAUCUUUCAUGUCAAACAUGUUUGCUAUGCCAAGCAUGCCUUCAACAGCAUCAAUUUUAUCAACCUACACUGCUUUCGCUGCAUCGGCAAUGCUUAUCAGGACCAUGCUUAAUGAGGCACAAACCAUAACCAGCCAGCUAAUACCUCAGAAGCUCCAAGAGAAAAUAUUGUCUAGCCUCGGAAGCCUUUUCAGAAAUUCUUGCCAAUUGACCCUCAUCAUCAAUGAGUAUAAUGGUCUCACCAUUAACGAAAUCUACCAAGCUUCUGAAGUCUACUUAAGUGCAAGAAUCACCCCAUCUAUAGACGAGCUUAAGGUUUCUAAAGCUGCAAAAGAGAAGAACCUCUCAGUUACCAUCAACAAAGGCCAGGAGAUUAUAGAUUUAUUCGAAGGAAUCCAACUAAUAUGGGAAUUUGUCUGCUCUGAAACACAAAACACAGUUGUUGAUUACGAAACCUCCUCUCUAUCCACGGAAAAAUCAGAACAUAGAUCAGUUGUGCUAAGGUUCAACAAGAGAUACCAGGAGAAGGUGCUGAACACUUACCUGCCAUAUGUAGUAGAAAGAUCAAAAGCUAUCAAGGAAGAAAACAAGGUAGUCAAGCUCCAUUCAAUCGGAAGUCAUUGGGGAUCAAUCAACCUUGACCAUCCAUCCACUUUCGAUACAUUAGCAAUGGAUCCAAAACUCAAGCAAGAGCUGUUGGAUGACUUGGAUAGAUUUGUGAAGCGAAGGGAUUUCUACAGGAGAGUAGGAAAACCAUGGAAACGUGGGUACUUGUUAUACGGCCCUCCUGGUACAGGCAAGUCAAGCUUGAUUGCAGCCAUGGCUAAUUACCUGAAAUUUGACAUAUACGACCUCGAACUUACAAGUUUGCGCAGCAAUUCCGACCUAAGGGGAUUGCUAACCUCAACAGCGAAUCGAUCAAUACUUGUAAUUGAGGAUAUUGAUUGUAGCGCUGAGUUGCAGGACCGCCAAUAUGGAGGAUAUAACCAUGGUGAUAGCCAGUUGACACUAUCAGGAUUGCUCAACUUCACUGAUGGGUUAUGGUCAAGCUGUGGAGAUGAGAGGAUAAUCGUGUUCACCACCAACUACAAAGACAAACUAGAUCCUGCGCUGCUGAGACCAGGCCGAAUGGACAUGCACAUACACAUGUCCUAUUGCACUCCAAGUGGAUUCGAGAUUCUUGCUUCUAACUACCUGAAGGUCAAGAGUCAUUGCCUUUUCACACACAUUGAAAAACUGAUAGAGGAAGUGGAAGUGACUCCAGCUGAAAUUGCAGAGGAGCUCAUGAAAGGGGAUGAUGUUAAUGUUGAUGCUACGCUAAAUGGACUUGUUGGAUUUCUUCUGAGGAAAAAAGAAAUGAAAUGCAAAGAAUCGGAAUCCCAGGCCAAGGAAGAUAAACAAGUGAUUGAAAAUGAAGAGGCGAGCCAAGAAAUGGAGAAGAAAAGUAUCAAGGAGAAAACCAAGAAAAAUAAGAGGAAGGCGAAAAAAGGGAAAGGGAGAGUUGCGUAAGAAAAUGAACCAUGCUUGAUUAUUAUACCUAAAGUUUGUUUUCCAAAUUAAUUUCUAUAUCUAAAGUUUAUUUUCAAAAUUUAACAUAAUAA
Hevea brasiliensis (rubber tree) is the source of this 1610-nucleotide messenger RNA. RefSeq names its product AAA-ATPase At3g50940. The record is from RefSeq and is a predicted model, not a curated record. Bases 19 to 1518 code for a protein of 499 amino acids. The transcript is spliced from 2 exons. NCBI's taxonomy places the organism in Eukaryota, Viridiplantae, Streptophyta, Magnoliopsida, Malpighiales, Euphorbiaceae. Gene Ontology annotation, molecular function: ATP binding; ATP hydrolysis activity.